Messenger RNA from Grus americana (Whooping crane), 9566 nucleotides. It is a transcript of the gene RASAL2, whose product is annotated as RAS protein activator like 2. Lineage: Eukaryota; Metazoa; Chordata; Aves; Gruiformes; Gruidae. Bases 249 to 4514 code for a protein of 1421 amino acids. The record is from RefSeq and is a predicted model, not a curated record. The transcript has 19 exons. Gene Ontology annotation, biological process: regulation of GTPase activity.
AAGGCUUCAUGUGCUGUUAGAAGUCUGCUUGCUAUAGGUGAGGGCACGUCCUUCUUGCUGAGAUGUAGAAAUACCCAGUUCUGGAAUUGAUGCUCAGGAUCUUCAGGAAGAACUUCUGCUGUCUUGCGGUUCACAGCAGUGAUGAACAAAGUGGCUGGGAUUUUAAAAUGGUGAGUGAGGAACUACAGCUAUGUGACUAUUAAACAGCAAGGAAUGUAAGUUAAGAGCUGAAAUUCAAGGGGUGGAAAAUGAGUGCUUUCAAAAAGCACUAUAGUCUCUCUCCCAGGCCCUUCAGAAGAUCAUUGUCAGAUCAAGAUGCUGGAACUGCUGCAUUGAAGGACUAUCAUUGGUACCACCAAAUGAAAAGCAAGAUGAAGAAUAAACAAAUGAGUUCUGACCCAGUGAAACCUCUCGGAGCAUACAGGUGGCAGACACAUCCUCGUUUUCCCUGGAGGAUAAGCAAAAGAGAGGGCUUGUGCAGCCUGAAAGGGGAAUGCAAUGAGCCAAGUCUUGCCAAAAGUUCUGCAAGCGUGGAUGCUACCAGUGCUGAUGAUCUCCACAAAGACCCAACGGAGAUGCUUUUCCCGGCCAGGACUAGACCGUUUCGGGUCCCCUUCAACCGAUCUCUGUCUGAACCCGUGCCACACGUUGGAAACAGGAAUGCAAAGCCAUUUCUGCAAGCCGUGCAUUCAGUAGACUCUGAACAGCAGGGCUAUUUCAUCCGUGGCAUUUUCUCCUCUCUCUCAAGUGGCUUUUCAAAGAUAAUGAGUCGAAAAGGAGAGCCUAGCAGUGAGUCAGUAAAUGAAGGGAAGACAGAUGAUAAUCAAAUUGACUUGAGUACAGAUGUGAAAGGACCACCUACACACAGACUGUCCUGCGGCCAGUCCCCCUACACCGAAACGACAACAUGGGAGAGAAAAUACUGCAUCCUGACGGACAGCCAGCUGGUGCUGCUCAACAGAGAGAAAGAGGUGCCUAUCGAUGGGGUCCCAGAGACGCAGCCGGAUGCUACCAAAGGGCGCUGCCUGCGCCGGACAGUGAGCGUCCCCUCCGAGGGCCAAUUCCCCGAGUACCCACCAGAGGGGGCCGCCAAACUAGAGGUCCCAGCAGAGAGAUCUCCUCGCAGACGGAGCAUCUCCGGGACCAGCACCUCUGAGAAAACCAACUCCAUGGAUGCUUCGAAUACUUCUCCUUUCAAAGUGCCAGGCUUCUUCAGUAAACGUCUGAAAGGGUCCAUCAAGAGGACAAAGAGUCAGUCAAAGCUGGACAGGAACACAAGUUUCCGUCUCCCAUCUCUCCGCAAUGCUGAUGACAGGUCACGUGGAUUGCCGAAGCUGAAAGAGUCCCGUUCCCAUGAGUCUUUACUGAGCCCAGGCAGCGCUGUGGAGGCCCUGGAUCUUGGGUCAGAAGAAAAAGUCUUUGUGAAACCACUUCACAGCAGUAUCCUUGGACAAGACUUCUGCUUUGAGGUAACCUACUCUAGUGGCAGUAAAUGCUUCAGCUGUUCCUCUGCAGCAGAGAGGGACAAGUGGAUGGAAAACCUACGCAGAACAGUGCAGCCGAAUAAGGACAAUUGCCGUCGAGCUGAAAAUGUGCUCCGUCUCUGGAUUAUUGAGGCAAAGGACCUGGCCCCCAAGAAGAAAUACUUCUGUGAGCUGUGCCUUGAUGACACUCUCUUUGCCCGCACCACCAGCAAAACAAAAGCAGAUAACAUUUUUUGGGGAGAGCACUUUGAGUUCUACGGUCUACCGCCUCUUCACAGCAUCACAGUUCACAUCUACAAGGAUGUGGAGAAGAAGAAGAAAAAGGACAAGAACAAUUACGUAGGUCUGGUCAACAUUCCGAUGGCCAGUGUAACCGGUCGCCAGUUUGUGGAAAAAUGGUACCCAGUCAGCACGCCUACACCCAACAAAGGGAAAUCAGGGGGACCUUCCAUUCGGAUAAAGUCCCGAUAUCAGACCAUCACCAUCUUGCCCAUGGAGCAAUACAAAGAAUUUGCAGAGUUUGUUACCAGCAACUACACUAUGCUGUGCUCUGUGCUGGAACCUGUGAUCAGCGUAAGGAAUAAGGAAGAGAUGGCUUGUGCUUUGGUGCACAUUCUUCAGAGCACUGGGAGAGCCAAGGACUUCUUGACGGAUUUGGUGAUGUCUGAGGUAGAUCGUUGCGGGGAGCAUGAUGUCUUGAUCUUCAGGGAGAACACACUUGCUACCAAAGCUAUUGAGGAAUACCUAAAGCUGGUAGGGCAGAAGUAUCUUCAUGAUGCACUAGGGGAGUUUAUCAAGGCUUUGUAUGAGUCAGAUGAAAACUGUGAAGUGGAUCCCAGCAAAUGUUCAUCCAGUGAAUUAACAGAUCAUCAGAGCAACCUGAAAAUGUGUUGUGAGCUGGCCUUCUGCAAGAUUAUCAAUUCUUACUGUGUGUUCCCUCGUGAGCUGAAGGAGGUGUUUGCAUCUUGGAAGCAGCAGUGCCUCAGCAGGGGCAAGCAGGACAUCAGUGAACGCCUGAUCAGUGCCUCCCUCUUCCUUCGGUUCCUGUGCCCCGCUAUCAUGUCCCCCAGCCUCUUUAGCCUCAUGCAGGAGUAUCCUGAUGACCGGACAUCUCGCACACUCACGCUUAUCGCUAAAGUCAUUCAGAAUCUCGCCAAUUUUGCUAAGUUUGGUAAUAAGGAGGAGUAUAUGGCCUUCAUGAACGACUUUUUGGAACAUGAGUGGGGAGGAAUGAAGCGUUUUCUCCUGGAGAUCUCUAAUCCAGAUACCAUCUCGAACAUGCCUGGAUUUGAGGGCUACAUCGACCUGGGCAGAGAGCUCUCAGUUUUGCAUUCCCUCUUAUGGGAGGUUGUGUCCCAACUUGAUAAGGGUGAAAAUUCCUUCCUACAGGCGACCGUGGCAAAACUGGGACCUCUUCCUCGUAUUCUUGCUGAUAUCACCAAAUCAAUGACCAACCCUACGCCCAUACAGCAGCAGCUGAGGCGUUUCACUGAGCACAGCUCUAGUCCCAACGUCAGUGGCAGUCUCUCCUCAGGGCUUCAGAAGAUAUUUGAGGACCCCACUGAUGGUGACUUGCAUAAGCUGAAGUCUCCAACCCAGGAAAACAUAGAUGGAUAUUUUAGGGGCAAGACCUUACUGUUGGUUCAGCAGGCAUCCACCCAGAGCAUGACUUACUCGGAUAAGGAUGAAAGGGAAAGCAUCUUGCCCAAUGGACGUAGCAUCUCUCUCAUGGACCUCCAGGAUCCUCACACGGCUCACAGUGACCACGCUUCUGUUAUGCACGAUGUGCCUUUGCGCUUGGCCGGCAGCCAGCUCUCUAUCACGCAGGUGGCGAACAUCAAACAGCUGUGGGAAACUCAGAGCACGCCCCAGAGUGCUCCCCAGGUGAGAAGGCCUCUGCACCCGGCUUUGAACCAACAGGGCAGCCUCCAGCCUCUGUCGUUCCAGAACCCGGUUUACCAUCUCAACAACCCAACCCCGCCGAUGCCAAAGGCCUCUGUGGACUCCAGCCUGGAGAACCUGAGCACUGCCAGCUCCCGGAGCCGAAGCAACAGCGAAGACUUCAAACUUAGCGGACCUAGCAACAGCAGCAUGGAGGACUUCACCAAGCGCAGCACGCAGAGCGAGGACUUCUCCCGGCGCCACACGGUCCCAGACAAACAUGUCCCCAUCGCGCUGCCCCGCCAGAACAGCAGCAGCCAAGCUCAGAUCCGCAAAAUGGACCAAGGUGGGCUGGGCGCCAGGGCCAAAGCACCGCAGUCCCUGCCGCACAGCACUUCCUUGCGGAGCACGGGCAGCAUGUCGGGAGUGUCAGGGGCCAUGGUGACUGAACCCAUUCAGAAUGGGAGCCGAUCCCGGCAGCAGUCUUCAUCCUCUAGAGAGAGCCCUGUCCCAAAGGUGAGGGCAAUUCAGAGGCAACAAACGCAGCAGGUCCAGUCGCCUGUGGACUCUGCCACAAUGUCACCAGUGGAAAGGACAGCUGCGUGGGUUCUCAAUAAUGGACAGUAUGAAGAAGUAGAGGAGGAUGCAGAGCAGAAUCCAGAUGAAGUCAGGCAUGCUGAGAAGUAUGAACAAGAGAUAGCGAAGCUGAAGGAGCGCCUGAAGGUGUCAAGUCGCCGGCUGGAGGAAUAUGAGCGGCGGCUUCUGGUGCAGGAGCAGCAAAUGCAGAAGCUGCUGAUGGAGUACAAGUCCAGGCUGGAAGACAGUGAGGAGAGACUGCGCAGGCAACAGGAGGAGAAGGACAGCCAGAUGAAAAGUAUCAUCAGCAGACUCAUGGCAGUUGAAGAGGAGCUGAAGAAGGAUCAUGCAGAGAUGCAAGCUGUCAUUGAUGCAAAGCAGAAAAUUAUUGAUGCACAGGUCAUAAAUGGGGAUGAGAUAAUUCAAACAGGAGAAGCGGAUCGUGUCCCUGGACUCUGCCAACACGCGGCUGAUGAGUGCCCUGACGCAGGUGAAGGAGCGCUACAGCAUGCAAGUCCGCAAUGGCAUCUCCCCCACCAAUCCCACCAAGCUUUCCAUCACGGAGAAUGGUGAAUUCAAAAACAGCAGCUGCUAACUGGGCAGAUGCUGCCGGCCAUCUCCCCAGGAGAAGGGCAAGAGGGAGCAGACUCAAGAAACCUUCAAAGUAGCCCCCCCUUCCCCUUACAGGUUUACAUAAUGCUGCUAAUAAAAUGGAAAAGAGAAAGAAGAACUCUGAAAGGUGGGCUUUAAUUCCCCACUCAAGGCCAGGAGAACCGGGCUCCCGAGAACAAGUCCUUCCAUAUCACUGUGUAAAUAGAGGGAGCUCUCGGGUCAUGUACAGAAAAUCCUGAUGUAAUAUACCAAAAGGAAGUGAAUACUGUAGAUUUUUUUAAUUAUUGCUAUUUUUAUUAUUAUUAUUUUUUUCUCUUGUUGAAAGCACUGCAGUCCUCGGAGGAGGAAGAGGGGAGUGUGAGUGCAUGUGUGUUGUGGGUGAGAGAGAGAUGAGCAGUGGGUUACAUUAGACAGCAGCUGUAUAUAUCAGGCUGACUGAUACAAGUACAUGAGUGGAGUGAAAUAGUAGUGAAAUGAAUUCUAUAAGAAAACUCAUCUGCUGGUUUUAUUCCCCUCUUCUUCAGCUGUUCUGUAACUGAAUGCAAACUCGAUAGCAAACAUUUUAGCAAGAAAAAUUGGCUCUUGCUGGAUCCUGUUCUGACUUUUGGUAGGAGUCUGGCAAAAAAUAUUCAGUCUUUCUGAACAAGGUAAAAACUUGGAGCAGCAAGCUUGUUUCCUUGCAUUUGCACACAGUCAGGCUUCCUGUCAGACAGACAGAGGGAAUCUGCAGUUUUUCAAGGUAGGAUUCUUUCUUUUUUUUACCCCAGUUCUAAUGCAGUUUUAUAUUUCUGUUUUGAGAAUUUACAGACCUGUAAAUACUUUUUUUUUUUAAGACUUCUAUCCAAUCCCCACUUUACGCACCAUGCACCCUGAAGUCACGCUCUGCACUCCACCAGGAGCAGUCAGGUUAGUGCUCCCAGGGAAGAGCUAACCAAAGGGUGCGUGCCCAGCAACCUAGACUUCUGUAUGCCUAGAGGAUUUCUAUAUUUUAACUCUCGUUCAGUUUCACUACUUCAGCCGCUAAUUUAGCCAGUCUGUUCCAAUAAAAGAUGCUUUCUGCACGUUUGUGUUAAAAGAUCUUCCAUUUCCACUGAAAUUUGCCUUUCUCUGGAUAAUCUAAAGGGGUUUUUUAACUUCUGUACACAGCGUUUUUUUUAAGGAGUUUUGACUAAGCUUUCAUCUCCAAUUACUUUCAGUUGCAUUUCAUAGAAGCACACUUACAGGCUGUAUGUGAAUGCAUAUAGAAUUACAAAGUGACCUUCUCAUGGAAGAUAAUGACAUUUGCGAACUGUAAAAGAUUAACAAUAAAUGGCACAGUAUUGUCAAUUCUCAUGAUUUUAUCAAAUGCCACAAUAUUUAGUCUGAGGGUUUUUUUUUCAAAGCCCCAGACUCUAAAGUCAAGUAAUAAAUAGUGUGUGAAUCUUCAUUUUCACUUUUUUGUUAUAUGUUUCUAGCCCCCAAACUCUCAAAGUAAAUAAAAUUAUUGCAACAGCAAUUGAAACAUGCUAACUAACAGUGAGUGUGAAUAUCCAUUCAAACUAGUUAUGGAAAUUAGAAAUUGGAACAGCUGACUUCACAAUCAGACAAAACCUCACGAGGGUGCCUCUGUGCAGGAGGCUUAGCGAACAGUUCAGGCUGCAGCUAGGAACAGGUUAAUGAGGUAACUGUGGGGGUACCUGGCUGAAAUUGUAGAGCCUGGGAUACGGAGCAGGUCAGAGCUGGUUAUCCUUUCUGGCCUUGCUUUCUGACUCUCUAAAGCUACUACAUGCAACAUAUAGGUGUUUCUGAGCCAAUUGCUUCACCUCCUGACCAUGACCCGCGUUACCUUGAACAUGAAGGACUGGCAAUACUGAGGACCCAAAUUCAGCAUCUGUUGUCCUGUUUGUUUGUUGGAAAUUAAUUAAUCUCACCUCUGUGGGCACACGCAGCUUGUGACAGAGCGCAGUAUGUUACCUGUUCUGCCUGAUUACUGUGUUACAAUACUUCAGUUAAAUGUCAUCACACGAGUUUGUUACAUUACUAACUAUGCGUAAGUACAGAGACCACAUCUCCUGCACUGUAGGGUGUGUAAGAAAAGUGUGUAUGAAUCUCUCCUUAGAAAGGUCUCGGCUGCCAAGUUACAUCUGGAGAAGACUUGUCGGCAGUGAGUUGGGAUUUACAUUUAAUGCUUAGUUCUUUCAGAUCGAAGCUGCUCUGGCUGCUCGAAUGUGACUUGGUAUUACCGGCUGAGGAGCAUCCCUGUCUUGUCCUUGGUGUAUCACAGCCAAGUCAGCACUGUCUGGCGCACCUGGGGUUGUGCUCUGCAUUUGCUCAGUAGGGAUUUCUUUUCCAUACUUUCCAAACUGUCUUCCAGCUCCAGGUCAUUGCUGACCGUUGAUAUUUUCUUCCUCAAACUGUGCCUUUAAGUUCCUUCUCCUUUCCUCCUUCCUCCAUCACAGCCACAGGCAGUCUAUCAAGUCUAUCAAUGUGUCUUGUGAGUAGCUCUCUCUUUUACAAGAAACCUUUGCAAACCCCUUUUUGUUGAGUAUUUUUGUGCGAUCGGCAUCUCCCCUUUCCUACGUACUGUAACUACACAGCUGCGUCAUGGGAAAUUUGUUCCUGAAAGUAGCCUUUUCAGAUGGGCAAGUGCAUUGCUUGCUUAUUACACAGUGCAAAUAGUACGGGUGUUCUGUGACUGAGAUGUGAGAGCAAGUGGUCAUAGGAAUAAAUUGACUAGAACAAGGCAGAAGCAGAUACGUCAUUCUGGUAGCGUGUAGUCUAGUGUUACUUUGGGAAACGCAUUUCACUAGAGCCCCCCCAGCUUUCUGGUAAUCUAUUAAAGAUCUCUGGUUCGAUGCUGAAGACUCCAAGGUGUCCGUUUUGGUUUCUGCAGAGAAAUGCUAUAGGGGCAGCAUUUCAGCUCUGAUUUUUAGAGAGGAAAUAAUACCUGCUCCGAAACUGAUACAUUUUGGUGAGGCCUUCAGUGAUGUAUGAUUCAAUAACGUCCCUUCUCCUGUGCGUUUCUUACGCUUGUAGACUAGGAAAAAUUGUUAUUCUAAAAGAGCCCAACCCAUCAGGAUCGUGCUCAUGGCUUGUCGCCAGGCUGGUUGUUUCUACCCUGAAGUGCACAGUGUAUUCCUCGAACUCCCGCUACAGAGGAACAGCUGCCUGUUGACCCAAAACAGGGUGAAGGUUGCAGACUCACAGUGCUGCAAGACUAAAACUGAUCAGCUGCAGAGCAAAAUGUUAUGAUCCCAAGUUCUGCAGGCAGCUGUCUCUCCUGGUUUGUAACCAAGCAGCUUUCUAAAGAAAUUUCAAGCCGACAAUAUGUGAAAAUGCCAACUUCUGUUUUGUCCAGUCUCAUAAAAUUCAAGUGGCACUAAACCAUGUGGCAGCCAAAAGCGCUGUCAGUUUUGGAGCAAGAGCCCUAACUGGGCCUGAUCACAUUUAGUUUAAGAGUAGCAGCCAGUGGGUUUCUGCAGCCAUGAGAGAAGUAAAUAACGCAAAGUCCGAUGAUGAGCAUUACAGACAUUAGGGUUUGGCUCAUACUUUGAGCAAAUGCAUCGGGCUGUGUCUAAUGCAAGCAACUGCUGCUCUCAUUUGGAAACAGCUGAAAUAGUGCAGGAAAAAUUUAAUGGCAUGUAGGAGUAAUACUCGUGUGUUCCUAAGAGUGCAACAGAGAAGUUGCCCCAUCCUGGCUCUCAGUCCUUGCUGACCACGCUCCUCAGUACUGUUUGAGGACAAUUCUUCCCAAAGUGCAAAGCUGCCCAGGCUUCCGAGUUCAGGGUGAAAGCUCUCAGCCCCACGGCAGGGUAGGGAUCUGGAGAGUGCUGUGUAGCGCUGUGGCCUUUUUCCACAUUGUGCACGGUGCCUGCAGUGUGUACAAAGAACUGAGGUGACAGAAUGACGUGGGACAGGCACUGACGGAGGAGAGAGGGAGCGUGGCCGGGGAGUGGCAUCCUGUAAAUGCCCGUUCUUUGCAACUCUAGGAAUUCAGACCCUUUUUUUAAGGGAAAUAGACAGGAUUCACAUCCAGGAAUUACCAACUGUUGUAUUAGAAACAGGCAACUAUGCGUAAAAGCAGAGAGUCAUACAGUUACGCAUUCUGCAACUUUCCUCUCCGGUGGCAUAACUCAGGCAGGGGAUCCAGAGGAGCAUGGAAAGAGAUGUGUAUGUUUUCUAGUUGGAGAAUAUGGGGUGUAUCCAGUAAUAAAUUCUGUAUCCAUCGAAUAAGUCGUCCGAGAAAUGGUGUUUAUGUUCUUGCAGUUGCUUUGGGUUGGCUCAGGCUUGCUUUUUUUCCUGAUAUAUUAAUUUCAUGAUUUAAUGCUCACUUAAACCCACCAGCUUUUAACUUCAUCUGAAAAUUCCAUGAUUGAAGUCCAUCAAUUUUACAGCAGUGCCCGUGGAAUGUGUCAGCAAUACUUAUCUGCUAAGGUCACUGUGUAUGUAUGAAUUCUGUUUGUGUUCUGCAAAAAUGUCUGUCGUUCCUGGAGAACAAUUCCUGUUGGAGUGGUAACCAUUACGUGUAUUUACACCAGUGAUUAGCAUGGUCAGCCACAGGUAUCCAGUUGAGUCUGAGCAAAACGGGUUCAAUUUAGGCUGAUGUUUUUAGGUAUUUCCUUCUCCACAGUAAGUUAACUCCCAUGAGAUUGAGCAUGUCGUUACAGAUCAUGCCUGCCAGGAGUCCUACCUGUAAAAAUAGAUUUUCUGUCUCAAGGGCCUUAAUAAGAGUGUUACUACACAGAACUGUUUUACAAUGAUAGCUCUAAAUAAUUUAUUUUUUAUUUCAACAAAGUACACCUUAAAAAGUAAUAAACUUGUUUUUCAAGCCGUAUUUUUACGCUAGUAGCACUGGACUGUUUGGUCUCUGAGAUCCAUUUCUGCAUUUCAUUGCCUGGGUUUGUUCUAAAGAAGAUUUAUUUUUGUUCUGUGAAUAAUUUUUGAAGGUUCUUGUAAUAUGUACAGAUAUAGAUACAUUUGAGGUCUUUUAUUGAUAUUCCUACAAAGAAUACAAAUAAACUUUAACUUUAAACA